Molecule: messenger RNA, 1982 nt
Organism: Corythoichthys intestinalis (scribbled pipefish)
Lineage: Eukaryota; Metazoa; Chordata; Actinopteri; Syngnathiformes; Syngnathidae
Gene: taf7
Product: TAF7 RNA polymerase II, TATA box binding protein (TBP)-associated factor
Exons: 12
Coding region: 698-1777 (359 amino acids)
Biological process (GO): RNA polymerase II preinitiation complex assembly; transcription initiation at RNA polymerase II promoter
Cellular component (GO): transcription factor TFIID complex
Molecular function (GO): RNA polymerase II general transcription initiation factor activity
Source: RefSeq, a predicted model, not a curated record
UGCGAUGUAAACUAGCCAAUUGUUCUUUUGUUGUACUUAGACCCUCGUGUAUUUAUUUUUUAUACAGUUAAAGGCUCAGCUCAGGUAUUUUAUUUUAUAUGAUUCUUAUCCAACUUCUCGAUUAUUUGAACGAGCCAUUUCAUUGCAAGAAGGCCAUUAUUUGCCAAUUUCCGACGGGGCUUUUUGUCAUCUAGCAUUAUAGAUGAUGUGAUGUAUACAGGUAACAAUAAUCAUAACAAUAACAAACAUAACAUUAAUUUAAAAAUCUUACUCACUUAUAAGCUACUUUAAAAUAACAUUGAACAAAAAUAAUACUAUUGAGCAAUAUGUACAAAUUCAUUAAUAGGUUAUGUUAGGUAAUCAAGUAAAGAAAUAGAUUAAAAUUGGGGAAAAAAGAGUCGUUGUCCGAGUCAAAGUAGAAAUAGUCUAUUGAGGCAAAAUUAUAUAUAAUUUCACAGGGAAAAACGUUCGAUUCUACAAUGUUAUAAAACACAACGAUACACUCGGAUUUUUCUUUUUUCGUAUUAAAAUAAUUUGUCUGUGGGAGGAAGAUUUACGAGCAGCAUUUGAAUGCAGCAUGAACUCCACCGUUUAGCCAUGUUUCUGAUUCACUCGUAAACCUGCACCAGUGUUAUAAAAAAACAAAACUAUCGACUUUAUUUUAUGUCUCGCUAUUCACCGUCUUACAAAAAGCAACAUGACGUCGAAACAGAAAGCUGGAAAAGUUGGCUCCAAGAGUAAGGAGGACGCUCCCUAUGAGUUGGAGAAUCAGUUCAUCCUGCGGCUGCCGACGGAAUAUGCAUCUACUGUGAGGAGGCUUGCCCAGUCUAGUAGUAUGAAUAUGAAGGACAGACUCACCAUAGAAUUGCAUCCUGAUGGUCGCCAUGGCAUCGUGAGAGUGGACCGUGUCCCUCUUGCCUGCAAACUGGUGGAUCUGCCAUGCAUCAUUGAGUCCCUCAAAACAGUGGACAAGAAGACUUUUUAUAAGACAGCUGACGUCUGCCAGAUGCUGGUGUGUACACUAGAUGGAGACCUUUACCCUCCUUUAGAGGAGCCCACUGGCACCGAUCCCAAGACCAAGAAGAAGGACAAAGACAAGGACAAGAAGUUCAUUUGGAACCACGGGAUCACCUGUCCCCUCAAGAACACGCGCAAGAGGCGAUUUCGCAAAACUGCAAAAAAGAAGUACAUCGAAUCUCCCGAUGUGGAAAAAGAGGUGAAGCGGCUGCUGAGCACAGAUGCCGACGCUGUCAGUGUUCGGUGGGAAGUGAUAGCAGAAGAUGACAUGAAAGAUGGAGACCAGCAUGGCUCUCUGGCUAACUUGGAUUCGUCACCUGGCACAUCGGGACACAAGUUGGGUCACGGUUCUUCAACCCAGCGUGACGAACUGCGGGAGAUGUUCAACGACAUCAGCAGCUCCAGCGAAGAUGAAGAGGACGAUGUGGACCGUCACGAGGAUGAGGACUUGAACAUCGUGGACACGGAGGAUGACUUGGCCCAAGACAAAAUGGACGAAUCUGACCCGGCGCAACGCGAGUCUGACACAAAUAACCAAAUAGUCAUGGAGUACCAGGUGCAAAUCAACAGCGUCAAGGCCAAGCUUCAGGAAACUCGAGCUCGGAAGAAACAACAGGAGGAGCUCAUCAUGAAAGUGGAAAACCAGGCACUUAAAAACCGAUUCCAAGCGUGUUUGGAUGAGAUCAUUCAACAGGAGGAACGUGAGACGGAACAGCUGGCCUCGCUACAGGAGCAGCUGGACUCACUAAUCGAAAAGUGAGCACCAGGGGGCACCCUUACGACACCCUUGGCACCCCACAUAAAAUGGAGGAGGAAGAUGAGGAGGAGGAUUUGAGCCAUGACACACAGUUGCUGUGUCAUUCCUUUUUUGUUGGAUAUUAUUACUUGGAGCACGUAAAUUUAUUUGCAUCUCCGCUCGCAUCAAGUUGUUUGUUGCCAUGUCAUUAAACUGUUUUGUUUAAACA